This is a messenger RNA of Nicotiana attenuata, 1151 nucleotides long. RefSeq names its product expansin-like A2. The transcript has 5 exons. The coding region runs from base 117 to 908 and encodes 263 amino acids. Gene Ontology annotation, cellular component: extracellular region; plasmodesma; plant-type cell wall. The record is from RefSeq and is a predicted model, not a curated record. Gene Ontology annotation, biological process: sexual reproduction. Lineage: Eukaryota; Viridiplantae; Streptophyta; Magnoliopsida; Solanales; Solanaceae.
AUAACCCCACUUUCCAUCUCCACUAUCUCAAACUAUUAUAUAUAGCCUUUACUACUCACCAUUUAGUAAGUCAAACAUUCAAAAUCCUUCAAAUUAUUAAAACCAAAAACAAUAUUAUGGCUGUCAAAUUUCUUCCUUUCCUUCUCUUCCUUCUUGUCUCCUCAGCUACUGCCUGCGAUCGCUGUGUUCACCAAUCCAAAGUUGCUUACUUUUCCAGUGCUUCUGCCCUUCUGUCUGGUGCGUGUGGUUAUGGAGAUUUAGCAAUAGGCUUUAAUGGGGGUCGACUUGCUGCUGCUAUUCCUAGCCUUUACAAAGAAGGAGCUGGUUGUGGUGCUUGUUAUCAGAUUAGAUGCAAGGACUCAACACUCUGUUCGAAAGAGGGCACAACUGUAAUUGUAACUGAUCUAAAUACCAAUAACCAGACGGAUUUUGUGAUCAGUAGCCGAGCAUUUAUGUCCAUGGCCAAUAAAGGAAAAGCUAAAGACGUUCUUAAAUUGGGAAUUGCUGAUGUUGAAUAUAAAAGAGUUCCAUGUGAUUACAAAAGCAAGAAUUUGGCUAUUCGAGUGGAAGAAUCAAGUCAAAAACCAAAUUAUCUAGCAAUUAGCUUCUUGUAUCAAGGUGGUCAAACUGAAAUUGUCGCUGUCGACAUAGCUCAGGUUGGAUCAUCGACCUGGAAUUUCCUGAGCCGAAAUCACGGAGCAAUUUGGGACACAAGUAGAGUGCCAACAGGGGCAUUGCAAUUUAGGUUUGUGGUGACAGCAGGGUAUGAUGGCAAAUGGAAUUGGGCAAAAUCAGUGCUGCCAGCAGAUUGGAAGAAUGGGGUAAUUUAUGACACUGGACUUCAGAUCACUGACAUUGCUCAAGAGGCUUGUUCUCCAUGUGAUGAUGGAAACUGGAAACUUCAUUAGUCUUAAAAAAAAUAUAUUUUAGCUGUAAUAAUCUAUGUGAAUACACGUAGUAAAAGUAAAAAGAGAUCCAAAAUUAAUAAAAUUGUAGAUUGAUGCAGUUGGAUAGACAGAUAGGGAUACAAAUUCUCCUGAUUUUUUCUUCUUUAAGUCAUAUAUUCAUAUUGCUUUAUGAGGACUAAAUAUGUAACGUUAGAGUUAUCUUCAUAUUUAUUAUAAAUAACAUUAGAUUCUUUUCGGCAUCAA